Molecule: messenger RNA, 1474 nt
Organism: Solea solea (common sole)
Lineage: Eukaryota; Metazoa; Chordata; Actinopteri; Pleuronectiformes; Soleidae
Gene: tmem45b
Product: transmembrane protein 45B
Exons: 10
Coding region: 442-1341 (299 amino acids)
Source: RefSeq, a predicted model, not a curated record
UGAGGGGGGCGGGGUCAAGAGGCCAGCUGCCACAAUGUGACCCAGAGACGAAGAAAAAGAUUAACGACACUGUAUCGGAAUUAUGUCCAAAAGACUGAAGCCAUCCGGCGCCCAAGGAAGGAAAAGAAGGAAAGAAGAGGAAGAAAAAGGGGAAAAAGAUAGAGUGACAGGGGAUCAAAUUAUUCUCCUUGACCCACCACAAUUACACAUUGAGGAUGCAGCCGGGACCCAAGUCGACCCAGGAGAAGGCCCAGGCCAACAACCGCAUGAUGAGGAUGAUGAUGACUAUGACGAUGAUGAAACACUCACCGGUCGAGACAGUGAGCUCCAAGAUGAACCUCGGCCUUCCCCAAGAGGACAAGAGGACUACAUCUGCUGGACGAAGUAAAUGAAUUUCCGCUGGUGUCAGAGAGCAAUGCAAAUGAUGGGUGUGGUUAUGUUAUGAUGUCAACACAAGGAAGACGAGGUGCAGGAACAGGGCCAACGAUGGCUAACUUUGGAGGACAUGCCAUUCCCGGCUCCUUUUUCCUCUUGUUUGGUUUUUGGCUCAUCGUCAAACACAUUCUCCAACACAACUGGAGGACGAGACGACCCAAAGGACGGCAAGACACGUCUGACACGCCGCCUUUCCUUAAGAAAAUGGACUAUGUUGAAGGAGGAUUUCAAAUGUUUGCUUCAUUUGUGGGCAUUAUGGUUGAACAGUUUGUGGUGGACGGGCCUCACGCUCACCUCUACAGCACAGAGCACGACUCCUGGGUCAAACUGAUGAACUGGCAGCACAGCACCAUGUAUCUGUUCUUUGGGAUCCAUGGGAUGGCUCUGGUUUUCACAGCUAAAUCCAAAGUGGUGCCAGUUUGUGUCGAUCGCUUCACUCUGUCUCUGGCUCUUUUUGUUGAAGGGUUUCUCUUCUAUUACCACCUGCACAAUCGUCCUCCUCUGGACGCACACGUGCACACUCUGCUGCUCGUGCCCGUGUUUGCUGGAUCUGCCAGUACCAUGCUGGAGUUUUUCAUCAGAGACAACGUUGUUCUGGAGCUGUUCAAGGCUGGCAUGUUCAUCCUGCAGGGCUCGUGGUUCUACCAGAUUGGAUUUGUUCUGUACCCUCUGAACGGUAAUCUGUGGGACCUGGAACAACACGGAAACAUCAUGUUUGUCACCAUGUGCUUCUGCUGGCAUUUGGCUGUUGCUCUGCUUUUAGUCUCCGGCUCCUCGUCUCUGGUUUGUUUCACAGUGAAGAGAUUCCCGGGACGGACUCGGCACGUCGAGAUCGGAAUGCGAACUACAUCCACAUCCACAUCCAGCUGCCAAAAAGCUUUGCUUGAAGAAUCUGAAGAAGAGUGAUUUUAUUUUCUAUUUUGAUGUUUUUUCUGUUUGAGACCAAGCUGCUGUUUGCACAAUGUAAUGUUUGUUUCUAAUGAGUGAAAACAAUAUAAAGUUCUGUUUGAAUCAUUAAACCAAACAUAGAUGAGUUUUA